This is a messenger RNA of Amoebophrya sp. A120, 1929 nucleotides long. NCBI's taxonomy places the organism in Eukaryota, Dinophyceae, Syndiniales, Amoebophryaceae. The record is from the annotation of a GenBank genome assembly.
AUGCUUGGCGUUGCUUUCGUCCCCACUUCGCUCCUUUACCUGCUUUGGAGGCUCGCGGGUAGUUCUUCCGAGCGAAAACGAGGGCGGUCAAGCGGCCCGGUUUGGUCAUUUAGCCAAUAUGUGCGGAGACAUCGAAGGAUGAUCGCGGCGAAAAAAACAAGACGCGAUGAGAAAUCCAGAAUUGUUGCAGAAGCGCGGGGGCAUGGGCAGCCACAGCACGGAGCAGCAGGCACGUCUGCGCAGCACUCUGUCGAGACAUGGCUGAAGAAAGGUAUAAGCGCGGUGACCAGUAGGAUCGUGGGGACAUCAUCGUCGUCAUCCUCACGGACUAAAUCCUCGCACGUUUCCAUCGUGAAUGCGAAAGAGGCCGUGGCUGCGCUCCCUGUGCACCUUGAACGUCGGGCACUUUUUGGUUGCAAUGGAGACGGUAUGUGGAGCAAUGUACGCGUUCGUGGGAGGAAAAACAAGUGGAGAGCGUGGAUCGGUGCAGAGACCAGCCAAGCGUUGCUGCCGCCCCUGAGAGUUUUGCAGCACGUGCAGAUGCCGCCAAGCGACAAGAACACGAAGACGCUAAUGGACGCGCACGAGUGGCGGGAGAAAACGCUCGCUCCCACGCUCGCUAUCAACUAUCAGAAGGUUCUGGCACAAGCCGUGCUAGAGCGGGCGGGCUACUACAAGGACCCAACCCGAAAAUUUCAGACUGCAGGUGCUGCCUUGGACCUCUCCAAGUUGUUCUUUGGGCGCAGGCCUGUCGUCCGACAGAAUAGUGACUUCGUCAACGGAACAGAUAGAACGGUGCAGGCUCCUUCCUCCGACGGGUGGGGCAGCGAAUGGGGCGGCAUGUCACUCGCUCAAGCAGACUCAAUCACUUUUGAAACCCAGGAGGACCUGGUGACCUUCGCGCAGACGCGGCUUUGCCAUUGGACCCCUGGACGGUUCGAUUCUCACGGAGCCACGUCGGGAACGGGCAGCUUGGGAGCGACCGGAGACUUCGAGAAGUUCGACAUUUGCGUUGCACCGGAGUGGGACGUCGUUAGCGCGGGACUGAAAACCGACGGAAGAUGGAGGGACUGCCAGGAUUUGCCGGGAAAGCUGAGGAACAGCAUUGAACAGCGACGUGCUGCAUCUGGGGCCACGAACCAGAAGCAUGCGAACUUCUACUAUCUGGACGUGGGUGGGAACCUCGGGUCUUGCAUUUUCGAGAUGCUGGCAACCUCGGCCGAGCUCUUGGCGGGGCUUUUUGUUUUCGAGCCGCACCCCGUCAAUGUGUUCCGACUGACUUCCACUUUGUCCCGGUUGCCCCCGCGACUACGCGAGAAGGUAGUGGUGUUCCCGAUCGGGCUCGGCGCGGUAACCGACCAGCAUUACCCGAUUUUCUCGGAGUCGGGAAACAUGGGGAAUUCGAUUUUGGGAGGAGUCUCCGUUGCAGAAAGCUCAGCUAACACGGCGGGGAGCAGGGGUUUGACCAUCCAUGCGGACACGAUCGAUGAGAUCUUUGGUCGAAGCGCCACCUACGCAAACAGGAAACAGCUAGACAAUGGUGGAAGCGUGUUCUCGGGCGGUUGUCCUCACGGUCAUUCGAGCGGUGCGCCGACUCCGGAAAAAGAAGGGUUUGUUGGGCUCAUGAAGGUUGACAUUCAGGGCUUUGAGUGCAACUUUUUGCGGGGGUUUCUACCGUCAACCGCCGACGCGCGGACGCAUUGGAGUGUGAAUAUUCUGCGGGUCAAGGCAGAACUCGACCCCGCGAUGUUGUCCCGCCAAGGCUGCGCCGUGCCCGAAUACUCGCGGCUGUUCGUGCAGCGCGGGUUCUGCAGUGUUGCGCACAGAGACUUUUCCAACUUUGCGCUGGACCUCGACCUGCGGCGGGGAAAAUGUGUUUCCGCGAAAGGUCUACUGAGCAACAAUGGUCUUCCCUGCACCUGCGAGUGA